UUUCGUUCUUUGUCACUAUGUAAUCUCGUAAAUACAAAACUACAAUGAAAAAAUCGCGAAUCGUUUGAAUCAUCCCCACUGACGAGUCAUUUCCCAUCUAAUCAGAGUGAUUUUUGUACUGUACAUCACGAAAUCUCCCACUGAAGUCUCAAAUGGGCUCCUUGUAGAAACAAAUCAAUUUUUCUACAGUCUCAUAUCAUCUUUUUGGAACAAGUUUUCGAUAUAAGAAUUUUUUAAAUGGCUUGGCUGGGAUUUGGUGCACUCGCAACUGGAGCAGUGCUGCAUCGCAUUUUAGGAGGCGAAACACCUCCGAACAAAGUUCAGGAAAUCAAAACGGAUGGACAUGGAUCGCUAACGGUGCUUCUUCGUGACGAUAAUUUGAUUUUGUAUGGACCGUCGGCAGGUCAGGGCGACCGAAGAGCUGUCUACGAAAUUAUUUUGCAUCGCCCGUACUCGGAACAAGCCAACGUCUAUGGAUACAGCUUGUAUCGUGCGCAAACAUUGGAAGAUGCCGAGGAAAAAUUUAAUUUGCUGUUUCAAAGGCUUCCCGCUUUCGUGGCUAUCGUUAAGGAUAUGUACAACGUAAAUGGCUUGCAAAAAAUCUGUGACGCUUUGAUUGAGAACCAAUCGUGGUCUCUUACGCACUUGGUUGCCUACUUUAAUCUCACACAAUACCUCAUGCAUCCAACAAUUCUCGAGAAUGUUGAUUUGCCCGAUCAUGUCAGUUACAUGACGCCGCUGCAACUCGCAAUUAAAUCCAACAACAUUGAAAUGGUCAAGGUUUUGCUUCCGCUGGUCAAGUUGGAGCAUCUGGACAUUAACAGCAACUCCAUUUAUCAUUUCGCCGCAGAAACGACCAAAGAACUGAUAAACCUCCUCGCUGCAAAAAGUACUGAAAACUUGAAUCAUCUCAACUCAGAUGGGUACACUCCGCUUCAUCUUGCAUGCAUCAAAGACAAGCCCGAGUGUGUUAAAGCUCUCUUACUUGCGGGAGCUGAUGUCAACAUCACCGCAAAACACAAUAACGUGACCAACAAGACACAAAGCAGUGCAAAUCGCAGUCCUCCAAUGGUUGCAAAUGGCACUGUCAUGACCGAACGAGGUCCUCAGGUGAACCGAACGAAUCCCGGAUCUGUCGCGGAUUUCCUGCAAAACAAUCAGAACAAACUCUUUACGAGCGACAUGAAAUACGGCGGCACUCCCUUACACUGGAGCUCAUCUCGCGAAGUCUUGAGUGCUCUCAUUAAUCGAAAUUGCGACGUAAACGCUUUGAAUUUCAACCAACAAACCGCUUUGCAUGUCAUGGUUUCACGCGAACGUCUGGAUUGCGUCGUGUGUUUGUUGUCGCACGAAGCGGAGAUUAAUUUAAAAGACAAAGACGGAAAUACCGCACUUCACAUUGCCGUCGAGAAAAAGAACAUUCCCAUUGUCCAGGCACUCGUUGUCUUUGGAUGUGAUAUCGAUAUGCCGAAUCACGAAGGCAAAACGCCGCGACACAUGGUUGGCAAAGACGCCAAUGGCACGAAUGACGACAUGAUUUUGUACAUUUUGCAUUCAGUUGGCGCGAAACGUUGCAGUGAUGCGAAAAAAGAUUGCCCGCCGGGAUGCAAUGCGACUGGGACGUACAACGGAAUUCCGCCAGCGCAACCCGAAACGAUGGAUACGCGAGAUCACAUUCAAACUGUGUUGCAAAGUACGAGCAAGAAUCGCAAGGAAAGUGUCAUGAACGCUCUAAAUUCGCUGAAACCCAAGGAAGAUGUGAGUUUUGUUGAUAUAACGCCCGAGCAAAAGGGCGCCAGUGUCAUGGAUGCGCUUCUUUCGAUGUUCACGGGCAAAGUCGCUGUUGCGAAAUGUGAUGCUGCCACAUCUAGCAGUCGAAAAAGUACUCCAACGACCCCAUCUCCAAGCACUUCGAAGGUUGCCAGUACCGAAGAGGAGCCUGUAGUUGUUGUCAGUGACGAUAGUGACGUCGAGAUGAUCGGAGCACCCGAAAAAAUGGAAGAAGAAAAACCUUUUUACGGCAAAGGACGACUUUUGUGUUUAGAUGGCGGCGGAAUUCGAGGUUUAAUUCUCGUACAACUGCUCUUGGAGAUCGAACGAUUGUCUCAAACGCCGAUAAAUCACAUGUUUGACUGGAUUGCGGGCACUUCAACAGGCGGUAUUCUCGCUCUGGGUCUCGGAUGCGGUAAAACGAUGAUGCAAUGCAUGUGUUUGUAUCUUCGUAUGAAAGAAAUUGCGUUUGUUGGUUCGCGCCCUUAUCCCUCAGACCCGUUGGAACAAGUUUUAAAAGAUAAUUUGGGCGAAUUCACGGUCAUGAGUGACAUUAAGCAUCCCAAAUUGAUGGUAACUGGCGUCAUGGCGGACCGCAAACCCGUCGAUUUGCAUUUAUUCCGCAACUACAAGUGCGCCAGCGAGAUUUUAGGCAUCGUUACGGCAACGAGUAAUCGUCGUGUGCCUCCGCCGCCGCCCGAUAAGCAACUUUUGUGGAGAGCGGCACGUGCAACGGGCGCUGCUCCAAGUUAUUUCCGUGCUUUCGGGCGUUUUCUCGAUGGCGGCUUGAUCGCUAACAAUCCAACGCUCGACGCGAUGACCGAAAUUCACGAAUACAACAUGGCACUGCAAUCCGUGGGACGCGAAAAAGAAGUUGUUCCGUUAUCUGUCGUUGUUUCUCUGGGCACAGGACUUAUUCCGGUAACAGAACUCAAGGAAAUUGACGUUUUUCGACCAGAUAGCAUUUGGGAUACGGCGAAACUGGCUUACGGUAUCUCAGCGCUUGGAAAUUUGUUGGUUGAUCAGGCAACAGCUUCGGAUGGGAGAGUUGUAGAUCGUGCUCGGGCAUGGUGUUCGAUGAUUGGCGUGCCGUAUUUCAGAUUUAAUCCGCAAAUGUCAGUUGAUGUAGUUAUGGAUGAGAAAAGCGAUGCCGUGUUGAUGAAUAUGUUGUGGGAGGCAAAGGCCUAUAUGCACGCGAAUCGCAAUAAAAUUAUGGAAAUGAUUAAUUUAUUGAAAUAAUUUAUUGAUAUUAUAUUGACGUUAUUAAUGUUAAAAAUUUGUAAAACUUUAUAUGAAUGUACUUUCUCAUGUUGUACUACCAAGAAAAUAAAUAAAUAAAUACAAAUUAGA
This is a messenger RNA of Culicoides brevitarsis, 3120 nucleotides long. RefSeq names its product 85/88 kDa calcium-independent phospholipase A2-like. Gene Ontology annotation, cellular component: mitochondrion. Bases 238 to 3009 code for a protein of 923 amino acids. Lineage: Eukaryota; Metazoa; Arthropoda; Insecta; Diptera; Ceratopogonidae. Gene Ontology annotation, biological process: positive regulation of ceramide biosynthetic process; lipid metabolic process. The transcript is spliced from 4 exons. Gene Ontology annotation, molecular function: protein binding. The record is from RefSeq and is a predicted model, not a curated record.